Molecule: messenger RNA, 3845 nt
Organism: Tigriopus californicus
Lineage: Eukaryota; Metazoa; Arthropoda; Copepoda; Harpacticoida; Harpacticidae
Product: 8-oxo-dGDP phosphatase NUDT18-like
Exons: 5
Coding region: 2642-3646 (334 amino acids)
Molecular function (GO): 8-oxo-dGDP phosphatase activity; magnesium ion binding; 8-oxo-GDP phosphatase activity
Source: RefSeq, a predicted model, not a curated record
UUUCCUGUAUCCCUAGACUCUUAUAUCUUGAAGUCUGUGCUUUAUCUUACGAUGAUCAUUGCACAUGACAAGCCUAGCAAAUCAUAUAUAUAUCGCGUUGCUGUAACGAAUCAUUCAUUCCGUGAGCGAGUGACGCGUAUCUCGCACGUUGUGUAUUUGUUUUUCUUUACUUAAUCUCGGUGAAAGUCGAAUGCAAUUAGAAAUCAGUGACAAAUUUCCAUUAAUAAAAAUAGUGGCACAGCCACAGGGCAGUCAGGCAUGCAACGUCAUGAGCGACCGAAGAAUCGCCUAAGGCUACUACAUACCUGCAUGGCAAUGCCAAGUUGGGAAAUCAGAUAGUUUGAGACAGACGUAUCACCUCUCGAAAUCAUCCCGCGAUCCUUUCUUGAUUCGAUCAUCCCAUCAUUCAUUCGUUAACGGGACAGAAAUUUGUCAUUUUUAUUUGCAAAAGAAUUUGUCCAUCAAUAAGCCUUAUUUGUGGGAAACUUUCGUGAGAACUCAGAGGCGAUACACAUCGAAAUAUUUUUUUUUUCAUUUUUUGUUUUUUAUCUUUUCCCAUCAAGGAAGUCUCAAGUCAAAGGACCUAAUCACACUACUUUCGCCUUGAUGCCAUUAAUUAUAACCGCUAGAAAGGGCCGUGGUUCACUAUAACAUUUGUGCUCUAAAAGAAAAGACACCAAUAAAACAAUGGUCCCUUUUCAAACCAAUUCUCUUGGCUUCCUAGGAGAUGCAUUGGAAUAAAGUGAAAUCUGAUUAAAUCUGCAUGAUGAUCCAGAAUGCACCUUGGCUUCGAUCCGUCCUGUACAAGUAUGGAGCAAUGGCGGUUCUCAAGGUCGGGACAAAUCCGCCGUCGUUGUCGUUUGUCCGUCAAUCCUCGCUUGCUUCCUUUUUCCAACCUGAAAGCGAAACAUUUACACCCAUCAGUGUCAAGACGGAAUUCUGGACGCCUUCAGGCAAUGGCCACGACCAUCACCGCAUUCAAAGAUUUCGGUCCCACCUUAGUUGUGCGAGUUCUUGGACGUCUCGAAUACAGCACUGACGCUCUCCUCGAGUUGCUCCAUCUUCCCAUAACAUUAGCAACCAUCGACGUCAAUCCGUACUCAACUGGUGAACGAGCGACUAAGGCAGCGAGUUAAUCGUGCUCAACAGAUGGAUGGUGGGUGAGAGUCCACUGGUUGUCGCGCCGAAACUCUCAUGCCCAGCGGUAUCAGAUUAUUCCGUUGUUGCUCUCUCACUCUCUCUCUCUCUAAUCUCUUGUCUCUCUCUCGUUGAAUCUUUGGAUCUCACAGCAUUGACCAUUGCUCGCGCGCCAACAAUCCGACCAUACAUCCAAGCAGGCAACCAACCAACCAACCAACUAGGCAACACACUAACCAAGUCGACACGUUGCUCGUGAAUUCACAAGGCUGGUUUGGUUGACUUGCACCCACCACAUCGAAUAAUAUAAAGAAAACAAGUUGUUGGUGGGAGAGGAAAAUUUUCCUAUUCCAAACCAAUCUCUCGCAAGGCUAAGUGCAACACAGACGAGUAGUUCAUUUGUGAUUCACGGUUCUCCGACGGAUUACAAGGCAAUCUGGCAAGAAAGAUAAUCACCCAGUGUGCAAGACAAUAACGAGUGUCGAGCCUCUGUGAUUCAGGCCCUUGUUGCUGCGUUCACAUUUGGAAGAUUUCGCCGGUUGAAACCCGCUUGUGGAUUCUAUUCGAACGAUUCCAUUGACUCAUUGGCUGACCCUGGAAGGAAAAUAUUUUAUCGUCCGUGUGAUUGCGGCGAAUCAGUGUGAAUAUACAUUCCAAGAUAUCGAGUGUUCAUGCAGUGAUCGGUGUCCAGGAUCAGGAUCAUCGAUGCAGGCAAACAAGCUGUGAAUGAGCCUUGGCUAAUCAGAAGACGAGGAGUGCUUCAAGGAAGAUCCCUUGAUCCUCUGUCUGGAGGCAAUUUCUGGGCAAUCUCUCCCGCUCUCUCGGUCGGUCGCCCUCACGGUUAUCUCCCGACAUUCGAAAGAGAUCGAGAGCACUCACACACCAACCAACACUACCAAGAACAAUCUCGUCGGAGUCCCAAGUGAAGUAACGAGUGUUGCUCAACAAGGUGCUGUGUUUUGGCUCACAUCCACCAAUCUGGCCAUCGCCAUUCCAAGCAAUUCGAACCCAGAUUGCGUUUGCCAGAGCUCUGGGCAUCUUCCCCAACUUUUUUUUCACACACAUAGCUCCUCGUGGGCUUCUUGGCCAACAUCAUCAAAUUCAGAACGAGACGGCUUUGGAAGCUAAGAACAAGAGGAGACACAACCGCAAAAAUUUGGCUUUCCUGGUUUAUGAAAGUGGUUAAGUGCAAUAGUGGUUGAUAGUGGCAAUUCCCCUUUUUUUCUCUUAACGUUCUAAUCCAACCGGCAAAAUUCUCAAAUUCAGAUACAGAGGUCAACAGCACGGCAGCAGCAGCAAUAGCAGCACCAAAAGCCUCACCUACAAGGUCGACGACGUCGACUCCAGCAACAACAACAGCCACGACGACAAUAACAACAACAACAACAACAACAACAACAACAACAACGACCUCUCUUAUCCGAACCGCAACCAUAUCCACCAUUUGAGUGGUUCGCGGCCGGCUCAAUCGUUGUCCUCGUCGCUCACGUCGUCCUCCACAGACAUGGAUACCAUUCAGAAUCACUUGGCGCUCCUCUUGGAUGCCAAGCCCUACGAGGAGAUGUACGAGUUCUGCGACUUCUCCAUAGCGGAUCAAAACGAGGCUGCCAUCUCGAAAGGCGUUCAACCCGCAGCCUCGUCCGAGUACAAGCCCGUUAUCCAGAAGUCUAUCACUUACAUUGUUGCUGCCGUGCUGGUCAAUGACCGUGGAGAGGUGCUUAUGAUGCAGGAAGCAAAGAGCUCCUGUGCGGGUCAAUGGUAUCUACCCGCGGGCCGAAUGGAGCCCGGAGAAGAUAUCACCGAGGCUGCCCGACGCGAGGUCCUCGAGGAAACCGGUCUCCAUUUUGAAGUCACUACACUUUUGGGCGUGGAAACGGCAGGUGGAUCUUGGUUCCGUUUCGUGGUGACUGGUCAUGUGACCGGGGGCAAACUCAAAACUCCUGCGGAUGCGGACUCGGAGUCUCUGCAAGCCAAAUGGAUCCAAAAUCUGUCGGAAUUGAGUUUGCGCGCCAAUGACGUGCUCAAUAUCAUCGAGAGGGGUCGACAGUACACACUGCGAGGAGUGGAUGAGCCCUGGCAUUUGCAACAGCUUCCGGCUAUCCGACCACACAACAAGCUCCUGCUUCGCCUCGUCAUUCUUUGUCGGAAGAAAACCAACAAUCGUGUUCACGUGCUCAUAAGCGAAAAGACCUCGGCUCACCUACCCGUUUGCGAGAUCAACCCCACGCGAUCCGUUCAUUCCACACUCAAGAAAUACAUGACGGAGAUCUUUGGGGCGGAUCUGCCAUCCCAUCGUCCUCACGGUCUGCUGAGCAUCGAACACAGUGGGAAACCCGCACAUUCCAACGACGGCUCUUGCUUGACUUUAUUGGUAUCGAUUCGGGUGCCCCUGGAGUCGGUGUGUCUUAUUGACAAGUACUCGUGGCUGGAGGUCGAGUCCGGAUUGGGCGAGGAGCUCUUACAUCGACUGGGCAAAAACCUAACCAUUCCUUUGUCGGUCAUUCGUUGAUCAGGAUUAUCCGUACUACGUUAAACAUUUACACCCUUACCAUACCAUCCCAUGUCAUUAUCAAAAGGAAAAAUUGACUGCAACCCAUCAAAUGGUAAAUCUAAAUAUCUAUUGUUACAUAAACACCAGUCUCACACUGUGUUAACUUUCUUUACUCGACAAAAGUAUAAAAAAUAAAACAUGAUGUUACGCGACAGAA